ACAGAGGCCCCUCAACCAGGGGAGCCAAGAAGGGAGGACCAGGGUGGGGAAGAGCUGGGGGGCGGCUUCUCCCCACUGACGCACAGUCCAAGGAGUAUGUCUCUUCAUGUUGCAGCUCCUUUUCAAGCCUCCCUCUGCCCAGCUGGUACUGGCUGGUUCAGAUUCUGGCGGAGUCCUGCAGGAAAGCGUGAGGAAGGGUUUGGUGGCCCAGGAGAUGCCUGUGGUCCCUGGGGUGGUCACAGAACGUGAGAACUACACUGGCUGGAGCUCUCCAGUCCCCCUAGGCCCAGUCCUGUGGGUCAGAGCAGGCAAGGAAGCUCAGAGGGAGCCCCAUACUGGGGAGGGGGUAAGUUCACUCCACAUACCCCCCCCACCUUUGCUAGCAGGAGUGGUCUGGGGGCAGUUGUGGCCAGUGCUGGCUGCAGCUUCCAAGUUUCCAGAGGUAGGGUGGGUAGGCCUCUAGUGCUCUAACUAACCCCCCACCCCCGCUUUAAGCUUCUGCAAACCCGGGGGAAGGGGGAGAGGGUCCAGGCUGGGGAGGUGGGCUCUGCCCCCUCCCAGUUCCCACGCGUCUGGGGAGGCCACGCCAGCCAAGAACACCCCUGAGUCCCGCACGCACGCGCGCGCGCGCGCGCGCACACACACACACGCACACACACAUAUGCACGCGAGGGCGGAGGGAGCAUUGCAGGGAGGGGUGUGGCCAUGGGUAGUUGGGACGCCGUGACACCGCCGGGAGGUUUCCGGGCCAAUUCUGCGAGGAGAGGAGUGAGCGGGGCCGGUACCCGCGUGGGUGCGCCUGGGUACCAGGAGCGGUCCCCCGGCGCCCUCUGGCGGGCGGAAGCCGCGCCGCACCUGGGGGAGAACGGGACGCGGGACGGCGACAACACCGCCCCCCAGGGCCCUUGGGUGGGCCCUGGCUUCCCCCACCCGCCCCCCCGGGGGGCCGCGACGCCCGGACAGAGGCCGUUGGUCCGGCGGCGGGACUCCGCCCCCGCGCCUACGCGCGCCUAGGCUCGGCCCUGCCCUCCGCAGCAGCUUUCCGGUGGCUCCGCCCGCGGCCCAAUUUCCAGGCGACUGUUUCCCAGCGACCGCACGGGUGGGGCGGUCUCGUCCCAACCCCCCCAACCCCCGUCAGCGCCGGCGAGGCCCCGCCUCUGGUUCGGGUGCGGGAGCGGGGCCUGCCUGUGGCUGCGACGCCGCGGGCGGCUCGGGGCGGGUCGGCAGAGGCAGAGGCAUGGCACGCACGGCCUCCGGGGUCGGCGGCACCCCGGGUGGGCGACGUCCCUUCUCCGGGCCUCAGUUCCCGCGUCCGUAAAACGGGGGCGAGAACCGGGCUUCGGGGCAGUGCCGCGCGUAAGUCCCUCCCGUAAGGCCGGCCGCUGUGGGCCUGACCGGGUCAGGGGUGCGAACGUAGUGAUGGACUCGCUGGCAGCGCCCCAGGACCGCCUGGUGGAGCAGCUGCUGUCGCCGCGGACCCAGGCCCAGAGGCGGCUCAAGGAUAUCGACAAGCAGUACGUGGGCUUCGCCACACUGCCCAAUCAGGUGCACCGGAAGUCUGUGAAGAAGGGGUUCGAUUUCACGCUCAUGGUGGCUGGUGAGUCGGGCCUGGGGAAGUCCACACUGGUCCACAGCCUCUUCCUGACCGACUUGUACAAGGACCGGAAGCUGCUCAGUGCUGAGGAGCGCAUCAGCCAGACUGUAGAGAUCCUGAAGCACACAGUGGACAUUGAGGAGAAGGGGGUGAAGCUGAAGCUCACCAUCGUAGACACGCCAGGCUUCGGGGAUGCUGUCAACAACUCGGAGUGCUGGAAGCCCAUCACGGACUACGUGGACCAGCAGUUUGAGCAGUACUUCCGCGACGAGAGCGGGCUCAACCGCAAGAACAUCCAAGACAACCGUGUGCACUGCUGCCUGUAUUUCAUCUCCCCUUUUGGGCACGGGCUGCGGCCCGUGGAUGUGGGUUUCAUGAAGGCCCUGCACGAGAAGGUGAACAUCGUGCCCCUCAUCGCCAAAGCUGACUGUCUCGUCCCCGGCGAGAUCCGGAAGCUGAAGGAGCGGAUCCGGGAGGAGAUUGACAAGUUCGGCAUCCACGUGUACCAGUUCCCCGAGUGUGACUCUGACGAGGACGAGGACUUUAAGCAGCAAGAUCGGGAACUGAAGGAGAGUGCGCCAUUCGCAGUUAUCGGCAGCAACACAGUGGUGGAGGCCAAGGGGCAGCGGGUCCGGGGGCGACUGUACCCCUGGGGGAUCGUGGAGGUGGAGAACCAGGCACAUUGCGACUUCGUGAAGCUGCGCAACAUGCUCAUCCGCACGCACAUGCAUGACCUCAAGGAUGUGACGUGCGACGUGCACUAUGAGAACUAUCGGGCACACUGCAUCCAGCAGAUGACCAGCAAACUGACCCAGGACAGCCGCAUGGAGAGCCCCAUCCCCAUCCUGCCCCUGCCUACCCCCGACGCUGAGACAGAAAAGCUCAUCAGGAUGAAGGAUGAGGAGCUAAGGCGCAUGCAGGAGAUGCUGCAGAAGAUGAAGCAGCAAAUGCAGGACCAGUGACCAGCCCCACAUUGCCGUGGAUAGACUGCCAGUUUCCAGGCUGGCCCUUCCCAUCCCUGGACCCCAACUGGCCUGGACUCAACCCUGGAAUCAUCUGGAUCUCCAACAGGCCUGGGCACAACCCCAGUCCCAGAGUGACCCAGACCAGGACUGUUCCCAACUUUUCCUGACCUGACCCAGAGACGCGGGGUCACAGCCCCCAGCCAACCCUAAUUUAUUCUCAACAUCGGUCCCUCCCCUCAUUUGUAUCUGCUUCCAAGAGGCCUGGAGAGCAGCCCCCCACAGCUGGCCCCCUUUGCCCUUGGGAGAGCAGCAGCUAGGUUGGGGCAUGACUUUUAAGAUUUACCCCUGCCCUAGAAGGUCAUGAACUCCAACUCCAGGCCCUACUCAGGCGGGUGGGUAAAACAAGGCAGAAUAGGGGAGCAGAUGCCCAGCAUACCGGACCUAUUUCCCCACCCCAGUGCCGCAGAGUGGACAUGGGAGCCCUCAUGUGCCCACUCCCUUGGGCCACCCAGCUUAUGCUGAGACCUCACUUUGUGCCAGGGUGGGCCAGGUCCUUCCUUACCUCCUCACACCCUUCCCGGGUAGCUCAGUGGGCAGGUUGGGCAACAGAAGCACUCAUGAUCCCUCCAGACCGAAGGAGGGCAGCUGGCUACAGGCAAGGAUUUCAUGGGGCUGGUGGGCUGGGACGCCGGUGAUUGCCCAUACUCCUCACCCAUGGCUGUGGCCUGGCCUGAGGGCUCCAAGAGCAGUGGGUGGUGGGCAGCCUGGCAACCCCCUAUCCCUAGACUGCCAUUCCCUGCCUGUGGCUGGAGGUUCCUUCUCCCCAGCAGCACUGUUGCCCUGAGUUCCCUAGCCCAUCCUCCCCCAACCCCCCACCCCCCACCCCCCAGCAUGAUACCUUCCCCCAAACCCCAUUCUCCAGUUUUGUUCGGUUGUGAAUGCUGCGUCCUGUCCUGGUGACAGGAGAACAAUGUUGGUGAAGUCGCAGAGGUGUCAGAGUGAUCCGUGCGCCCCUGGGAGUU
Molecule: messenger RNA, 3581 nt
Organism: Neomonachus schauinslandi (Hawaiian monk seal)
Lineage: Eukaryota; Metazoa; Chordata; Mammalia; Carnivora; Phocidae
Gene: SEPTIN5
Product: septin 5
Exons: 11
Coding region: 1420-2556 (378 amino acids)
Biological process (GO): regulation of exocytosis; cytoskeleton-dependent cytokinesis
Cellular component (GO): microtubule cytoskeleton; septin complex; septin ring
Molecular function (GO): GTPase activity; GTP binding; molecular adaptor activity
Source: RefSeq, a predicted model, not a curated record